Molecule: messenger RNA, 1807 nt
Organism: Coregonus sp. 'balchen'
Lineage: Eukaryota; Metazoa; Chordata; Actinopteri; Salmoniformes; Salmonidae
Source: the annotation of a GenBank genome assembly
AUGGAGACCCCAAUGCCGGAGCUGAGAGAUUCGGAGCCAGUGGGGAUGGGGCUCCAUGUCAACACGUCUCCCAUCCAGAAUGCCCUCUACAUCAUCUUGGUCCUGCUGGGUAUCGUGGGUAACGCCACGGUGGUUGGCGUGAUUAGUGAGAGUGUAUUCAAAGACCCCAGUGGAGGACGUAACUCAGACAUCAUCCUGCUAAACAUGGCCCUCUCCAAUCUGCUCCUGUCUUUCUUCAGGAACAUCCUGCUGGUCGUGUCUGACCUGGGGCUAGAGGUAAGGAGCUGACUGGGACAGGGGUCGGGCACUGUGGUAUGGGGUGCCAUGAAGAAUGAGGGCUGUAUGUGGGUGCUUGAGAGUAUGGGGAUUGUGUUUGGUUUGGGCUCUAAGUAAAAGGGUUUUGAUUUGGUAUUUGAGAUAUUGGAGGGAUGUGGGCUGGUCUUGAAGGAAUGGUACUUUAAAAUGCAAGGACUAGGGUGUGGUCUGUAACUAGAGAUAUGCUAUGUGAAUGAAAGCAAUCUGACAAUAUACCGUGGAAUACUUACUGAUAAGACCAUUGUUCAGGUUGUCACUAUUGUGUACACACACAUACAAAUUGACACCCAGCUCUCUCUCUAGCUGAUGUCUUCCAGAGACUGGUGUCACUUCCUGAUGGGGGUGUGGGUGUGGCUUCGCAUAGUCAACGUGUGGUCAACACUCUUCCUCAGUGUGUUCCAUUUCCAGACACUGAGGCGCGUGGCCCCUCCCUCACGGACUGUUCACGGGCUCCGCAGGCCCCCCAAGACCCUCCUGAUUAGCCUGGGCCUCAUCUGGUCUCUCAACCUGAUCUAUGCUAUACCUGCACAUAUCUACUCUACCAACGGGAACAAGAACAGCACAAAGGUAGGACCCUGAUAUAAUAGAAGCACAGAGGUAGACAAUAGGUGAUGUGUUUUAUUUUAAUUGUGGGAAACUGUAUAAAAAACCUUCUCUGCCUUCUCUCCCCCUCUCCUCUCAUUUCCUCUCCUAUCCUCGGUCUCCUCUACCCUCUUCCCGCUCCCCUCCAGACCCUGAUGUUGGUCAGCAGCACCACGCGCCCCCUGCUGGGCUGUGUGUGGAACUUCCCCUCCAGCUACGACAGCCUGGCCUACGCCACCGCCUCCAUGGUGAUCCACGAGAUCCUGCCUAUCAUCCUGAUGGCCAUCACCAACCUGGGCUCCCUCUACACGCUCUACACCCACGGCAGGACCCACAACCCCGCACACAUGACCCAGGACGCGCCCGUCAUCAAGAGGAUACCGGCUGAGAUACGGGCUGCCAAGGUGAGAGAGACUGGAGGGGAUUCAGGAUGAUGCCUUGUUAUGUGGCCUGCAGCCUGCUUAUUGUGGAUGGAAAGAAGUACGACACAUGCAAUGUGGACCUGUAACAUUGCUAUUGUCCUAAAAAAUAUAUUUAAAAAAUGUUUACCGAGGUGUUUAUGAUCCUGGUGUGUUUUCAAUAAACAGUUAUUAUAGACAAUGCGUGUGUAUAUUUUAUGACCGUCAUGCUAAGAGAGGAAGAAAACAGGUAAAUAGUUUCACAGUAUUUUCUUUCCUUGCCUUCCCUCUCUCUCCAGGUGAUUGUAGCCCUCACCAUCCUCUUCAUUGUGUCUUGGGGAAGCAGCAUCAUCUCUAUCAACAUCUUAAACUACAACCUAGGUUCAUCAGCCAGGUUUCUCCCGGUAAUAGCUCGCUUUGCCAACACCAUCUUCAUCGCCAUUUCACCCAUUGUGCUGGCAGUGGGUCACCGGCGGCUGCGUGCUGUCAUUAAGUAUUUUUUUACUCACUGA